AUGGCGGGCCGGAAUGUUCUCGCCGUGCUGCUUCUUCUGUAUUCGAUCCACGCCGCGACCUUCGUCACAGCCGUACACGGCCGCCAUGAUGUGCGGCUCGCCGCGAUUCCCAAGGGCCAGCUGCCGACGCGCGAGCAGAUGCUAGCGGAGGUGGCGAAAGCCAUGGCGGUGGUGAAAAAGAACCCCAACUACACCAAGAUCGCCUCCAUCGGCAAGACUCUCCUCCCGAAAGCGCCCAAAAAGUACGACGUACGGCAGGCCUACAACAGCACGAUUCUCGUCGGCAGCAACGACGCCAUCACCAGCCUCAUGAAACGCGUCCCUAUAACGCAGCUCGAUCGGCUGUUUCAGACGCUACAGUACAUGACGAUUCGCGGAAGAUGGACGAUUGCAAAGCUGCAAAAGCAGGGCACGACGAAAUUCGCCACGUGGUACGGCAAGCUCCCGCUGCAGAAGAUGACGCUCGCGAACUCUGCGACGCUGUCGUUCGGGAAACCUGGAAGCGCGCCGAGCAAGUGGACGACCAUUCAGACGGCGGGCUUGUACCGCGGCCCUUAUUUCACCGUCCACGGAGUUAACUACUGCAUCGUCGUCUAG
Molecule: messenger RNA, 597 nt
Organism: Closterium sp. Naga37s-1
Lineage: Eukaryota; Viridiplantae; Streptophyta; Zygnematophyceae; Desmidiales; Closteriaceae
Source: the annotation of a GenBank genome assembly